Molecule: messenger RNA, 393 nt
Organism: Lolium perenne
Lineage: Eukaryota; Viridiplantae; Streptophyta; Magnoliopsida; Poales; Poaceae
Source: RefSeq, a predicted model, not a curated record
AUGGUAGACCGCAACUCCACAUGGAUCCACCCAAGAGAGAUGGCGCGUGAUCGCUUCCCAAAUGACGUUGACAUGACCGAUCUCACCAUGAGGGAGGCAUUCAACGCGGCGGAGACCACAUCGUAUACAAUGCAUGAGGAGCGCGAGGAGCAGUACAAGUUGUACGUCGAGGGUAGAGGGGAGGAGGCGGAGGCCGCGGCGCGCGAGGUGGUGGAGGAGGAGGCAGAGCCAGCAGGUGGACGUGGAACAGGACAACUAGGAGCUAGAGGUGGCAGUGGUGGUGAUGGUGGAGGUGGAGGAGGCGAGGGAGAGGGACAAGGAUUGCCACAACACCGACAUGGAGGUGGUAUUCCUGUUGAGAAACCUGUUGGGACGCAUCCACAACAGCGUUGA